GCUUACUAUUACCGCUGUAUAUGUUUUAAGAUCUUCAACUUAAAUUGACAUUCUGCAAAAUCUCUGUCCUCAGAUACAGUUUUCCUUAUUCAUACAUAUAUAUAACAGUACAUAGAGAGAUGGUUUUAGAAGCUUGAUCACUGUCCUGGGGUAUGGGCAGGACUUUUUCUUGUCCUUUUGAGAUGUACUAUUGGUUGGUGAUGAGGAAUAAUGAAGGAAAAAUGAGAGCUUGAUUAUUGGGUAUGUCGGUUUUGCCUUUUUCUUGUAUUCAUGAAAGAUUUUGGUCCUGCCCAUGAAAGGCAAAUCAAGAUCUUCCUUGGAAAUCUAAGUUCAGAAGAAGGAUGGGGAUUUUGAAGUUAUAAAUUCAAAAACCAUUUUUCCUUUUGUUUUUCUGCAGAGGCAAGAAAGUUAAGGUUUUUCUGCAGCAGUUGAACUAAACCUUUCUUCACGAACACAACCACUAUAGGUCCCCCACCAAACCUAACACAAACCCAUCAUUCAUCAUUUUUCCCUCAUCGAUCAGUCUAUCAGUUUCUCUCUGCCUUAUUUCGCAGGCUUGUUAUUAAUUAAUUAUUAAUUAUUGCCCUCUUUCUUCAUAUGGCUGCUGCUACAGAUCAAGAUUUCAGCUUCCCCACCAUUAAUGACUCUUAUUCUUUCUCCAUUGAUUCUCCUCCUCUUUGGAAUCUAUCUCCUGCAACCUCCCCUAACCCUUAUGGAGGUCUCAUCAGAGAAAGCCAGAGAAAGAGCUUCUCAUGUAUAGAGAUUGGCAGGCCGGUGAGAAACGAAGAAGAACAAGAAGAUGAAGAGAAGCAGAAGAUGGAUUUGUUGUGGGAAGAUUUCAAUGAGGAAUUGUCUUCUUCAAGAGCCAAUGGAUCAUCAUCUUCUUCUUCAAGAGAGCAGGCUGAGUUCAGAACAGUAUCAAAGAGAAGGAAUAGUUAUGACUCUGAUUCUCUGAUAGUUCCUUCCAAGAAUGGCAGAAACAAGGGUAGCAAUAACAACAAGCCUGGCAUGGUGGUGCUUGUGAAGGUUCUGAAGAAACUGUUCUCUGUUAAUAAUUCUCUGGGCAAACCCAGAAAGCGAGUUACAUAGCCUAGUUUUGUAAUUAUUUGGGAAAUGGGAUUUGUGGUGUUAAUGAAAUUUUCUUUCCUUUUCUUUUUUGCUCAUGUUGCUUGAUAUAAUUUGAUCAGAGGGAUAGAGAGGCUUUUGGUUUUGAUGCAGGAAUUGAAGAGUUGAGAUUUGAAGGAUGAGUCUGCCAUUCUAAUGUGUAUAUGUGAAAUAGUAAAUAUAAUUAUGCAGAAAUUAUACUUUGUUUUCUUUUCCCUUUUUGGUUACCAAA
Molecule: messenger RNA, 1336 nt
Organism: Neltuma alba
Lineage: Eukaryota; Viridiplantae; Streptophyta; Magnoliopsida; Fabales; Fabaceae
Exons: 1
Coding region: 598-1089 (163 amino acids)
Source: RefSeq, a predicted model, not a curated record